AGUGUUGAAUUGUUAAUAAUUAUAUCCAUCAGAUUUACGUUGUUGCUCUCAAAUGUUUUCGUAUUUGUUUAGAAGAUAGCUUUAUCUAAGUUUCUGUAUAAGUUAGAAGCCAAAAGCAGGCACAAUGGCGGUGCUAGCUGCAGCUCAGUUGCUGGACGAGUUGAUGGGCAGACAUCGGAACACCAAUCCAAAUGAGAAAAUAAAGAAACCGAAUUGGGAAGACCAGGAGUACUGCAAAUAUUACAUGGUGAAGUUCUGUCCCCAUGACCUCUUUGUGAACACUAGAGCCGACCUGGGCGUGUGCCCCAAGGUCCAUGACGAUGAGGUCAAGGACCUUUUUGAGAAGGCGGAAGCAUCGUAUAAGAAGUCGCAAUAUGUGGAAGAGUUUCUACGGUUUUGCCGGCACAUGAUAAAUGAUGUUGAAAGGAAAAUCCAAAAGGGCAAGCAAAGAUUGGAGUUGAUGAACUCCAAACCUGAAGGUCCACCGAUGACCCAGGCGCAAACUGAGAAAAAUCAGGAACAGGUCCAACUCCUCUCUGAGAAGAUACAGGCGUUGGUCCAAGAAGCUGAGGAGGCGGGUACGAGAGGCGAUGUGGAACAAGCUCAGGGCCUCAUGAAGCUGUGUGACCGGCUUAAAGAAGAGAAAGAUACCUUGCUGAAACAACAGGAGAACAGCCACUGGUCUAUGACCGCGGAGCUGGCUGCCGCCCAAGAGAAGCAGAUGGAGGUGUGUCCGGUGUGCGGCGCCUUCCUCAUCGUUGGUGACGCUCAGCAGCGCAUCGAUGACCACCUCUCCGGGAAGCAGCAUGUUGGCUACUUCAAACUCCGUCAAGCCUACGAAGAAAUGAUGGAGUCCCGUGAAAAGGAACUGCAAGAGAAAGAGAAGAAGCGCCGCGAAGAGCGAGACAGGGAGCGCAGCUCGCGCGGCGGCGGGCUCGGCUCCGACCGGCGAGACAGGGAACGGAUGGAAAGAGACAGAGAACGCGAUCGCGGAGAUAAGGAUAAGGAGCGGGACAAGAAGGAUGAUAAGAGCGACAGGGACAAGGAGAGGGACAAGGACAGGGAGCGUCAUCGGUCGAGCCGUGAAGAGAAGGGCGGCCGCCACGACGAGCGGGACCGCGAGCGGGACCGCGAGCGUGACCGCAGAUCGCGCAGGGAGAGAAGGUCGUCCCACGACCGCCCGCGUCGCCGCUCCCGCGAUCGCCACUAGCUUCUGACUGAGGUAUCACAAAUAGCGCCUCACACCGUUGGCACUCCGUAGACGAAGACCGGACCCGGACCACAUAAAGAGGUACUUUUGAAUUAAGCCAUCUAACCACUGAAGACAGAAGGCCGCAAGCAUAAUCCAGAAGUCCACAAUACUCCCGCGUUCCGAGGUGACAUAGAAUUACCCGUAGUUUUAAGACUUUUAAGGUACUUUGAUUGUUGGUUAGAUUCCAAAAAAUCUACUAAACUGUUAUCAUUUAAAUAGUUAAUUUAAUAUUGCAAUUUUAAACUACGUAAUAAGAAAGAAGCAAG
Molecule: messenger RNA, 1518 nt
Organism: Cydia amplana
Lineage: Eukaryota; Metazoa; Arthropoda; Insecta; Lepidoptera; Tortricidae
Product: luc7-like protein 3
Exons: 9
Coding region: 125-1210 (361 amino acids)
Biological process (GO): mRNA splice site recognition
Cellular component (GO): U2-type prespliceosome; U1 snRNP
Molecular function (GO): mRNA binding
Source: RefSeq, a predicted model, not a curated record